AUGACGAGCUCUACGACUGCUACUUUUGUUGACGAUAUUGCGAUUUUGGCUAGCAAUGAAAAUCCUACUCUUGCUUCUAAUAUCAUACAAAAUCAUCUCAAUGAAAUAGAAACCUGGACAAAGAAAUGGCGCAUCAAAAUUAAUGACACAAAGUCAACUCAUUUUACCUUCACGCUUAAUAAGCUAACUUGUCAAACUGUGUACAUAAAUGAAAGACAAAAAAUACCAAUCUUUCGUUCGUCAGCUACCGAGCAGGUAAAAAUCAAUCUGGAAAAUAGCAAAUCUUUACAAAAUUCUAAAGGUACUAAAGGAGAAAGAUACACAACUACACUCAUUCCAAGAAAAAAGCAAACGAACGAUCAAAAUUGUGGAAAAAAGGUCGAUCAAGUCAAAUGUGCCCUUUGUGGAGAGGAUAACCCCGCCAAAUACAAAGGCUGUAGCAUCUAUAGAGAACAUUUCCAAAGAAAAUAUCCUCCUUUACGACAAAAAUCCACCACGAUUCCAAACUCUACUUCAAAUCAUAUCCUAAGACCAGGAUUAACUUUCGCAUUGCCAGAAACAGUGCAACACUACCCGAAGACGCAACGAACACAAUCAACAACAACAUCGGCUACAGCUGACUUUAUACAAGAAUUCGGUUACCCUGUAGAACAGUAUAACGUGACAACAAAAGAUGGUUAUAUUUUAUCUCUGCACAGAAUACCGCGUUCACCAAAAAAUGAUCCUUUCCUAAAAACUUUUCAAAAUUCUGACAAUAAAGUGGUGCUGUUGAUACCAGGAUUAUUUUCAAGUUCUGCUGAUUUUGUCCUGAUGGGACCUAACAAAUCAUUAGCUUUGUUUUUAUCAGACCAUGGUUAUGAUGUCUGGUUAGGCAAUAAUAGAGGUAAUAAAUAUUCGCGGAUGCACCAAACUUUGGAUCCUGAUAGUAAUCUUGAAUAUUGGGACUUCAGUUGGCAUGAAAUGGGAACAGAAGAUCUGCCGACAAUUAUCGAUUUUGUUUUGAAUGUUACUGGGCAGUCCAAGUUGGAUUAUAUUGGGCACUCACAGGGUACAUGUGUAUUUUUCGUGAUGGCAUCGACAAAACCUGAAUACAAUCAGAAAAUCAGAUCAAUGCAUGCCCUGGCUCCGUCCAUCUUCAUGUCGCACAUGAAAAGCAACGCGCUGAACUGGGCGAACGUUUUAAUGGACACAGUACAUGCUACCGAAAAUAAUUCAAGAGAGAUGUUGCGUUAUGAUGGACGCAUCAGUGUAAGUCUUCGAAAAUUUUGCAUAAUGAGUAAGUUUUCUACGAGAAUGUGUUAUGAGAUUAUAUCAGACAUGAUCGGACGCGAUGAGGAACAACUGGAUCUCAUUGGCAUUAUUCCAUUAAUUUAUCACAAUUCGCCUGCAGGAUCUUCUACAAAUCAGAUAUUACACUUUUGGCAAAAUUAUAAUACAGGAAAGUUCAACAUGUUCGACCACGGUUUGGAAAAGAACAAAGUGGUCUAUGGCCAGGAAAAGCCACCGAGCUAUAAAUUGAGCAAUGUUUUAUGCAAAGUUUAUUUAUAUUAUGGUGAAAAUGAUCUCAUGACUGGAUACGAGGAUAUUGAAAAAUUAGCAUCAAAUCUAGGACAAUAUCCAGUGAUGUAUAAUAUCUCAGAACCAAAUUUUAAUCAUCUAGACUUCAUCUGGGCCAAAGAUGUGGAAGCUUUGGUAAACCAAAAGGUUUUAGCCAAUCUACUCAAACAAUAA
Ctenocephalides felis (cat flea) is the source of this 1731-nucleotide messenger RNA. Its product is annotated as lipase 3-like. The transcript has 11 exons. Gene Ontology annotation, biological process: lipid metabolic process. The record is from RefSeq and is a predicted model, not a curated record. Bases 1 to 1731 code for a protein of 576 amino acids. Lineage: Eukaryota; Metazoa; Arthropoda; Insecta; Siphonaptera; Pulicidae.